This is a messenger RNA of Drosophila miranda, 4026 nucleotides long. It is a transcript of the gene tara, whose product is annotated as hormone receptor 4. NCBI's taxonomy places the organism in Eukaryota, Metazoa, Arthropoda, Insecta, Diptera, Drosophilidae. The coding region runs from base 599 to 3502 and encodes 967 amino acids. Gene Ontology annotation, molecular function: transcription regulator activity. The transcript has 2 exons. Gene Ontology annotation, cellular component: nucleus. The record is from RefSeq and is a predicted model, not a curated record.
CACGACUGCCAGAGGUUCACGUCGCUCGCUCGCUCCGUGUGUCCGCCAGAGCCAGAGCUCCAAUACGAAAAAACGACGUAAAUAUCAUCAUCACCAGUAGCGCGCGUAAUUCAAAGUAAAUCAAAAUCCCAAUUGAAAUUUGAGAAAAAAGUGCUCCAAAAAAUAAUUAUUAAUUAUUAAGAAAUUAAAUGUGUAACUAAAAUACGCGAAACACAACAAAUCUGAAUAUAUUGCAUUCCGGAAAAAAAGUGAUUGGGAUGACAAAAGAACACAAAACAUUAUAAAGUUUAUACUUUGAAGAAAAUUCUUAAGAAAAUGUCAUCUGGUGUUCAGUGCUGUGUUGCCGCUUUGGUCCAGGCGGCAGGCUACUACUCGUGCUACUCCUCCUGCUCCUUGGGACACCUGCUGGCCGCCCUUUGAGACCGCCGAACGGAUUCUCCCAAUCUCAGUGACUGAACCACAGUUUGAGGGAGAUAUAUAGAGAUAGAUCUGGAAAUAAACUACUACAAAAAUAACUUUUAUUCCGUUUAACGUUUUCAUCCAUUGGAUAUAAACAUUGUGAACUAUAACAUUAUCCUUGAGAACGGCCCAGCCGAAAAUGUGCACAGAGGUAAAUUCAGCGAUGGGUCUUCAAGCAACAGCCGCCACAAAGCGGAAGCAUGAGCUGACCUUUGACAGCAAGGAUGCCAAUACCACAUACACGGGCAACUGUGCCCCGCCCCCCCACAAGGCCAACAAAUGGGCCAUCAGCAACAACAACUACCUGGAAUCGCUAGAGGAGCAACAGCAGCACUUGCAACAACAGGGAGAGGCGAUGACGACGACGACGACGACGACGACUGUUGAAUCGAACAACAAUCACAUCAUCAUUGUGGAUGCAGAGUCCAAGUCGGAUAGCAGCAUCAUCACCAUCUCGAAUGGUAGCGAAGUUACUAGCGCGAAGAGCCAGUCGGAGGUGCCACUGCCACCGACGGCAAGUGCGGCCAUCCCCGAGGACAGCAUCGCCAAGCUGGAGGUGGUGGCUGCUGUGCCCUGCGAGCCCUGGAGCGGUGCCUCCUCGGUCACUGUCACUGGCACGCCGUCCUCUGUGAUUGGUGGGGGCGCCGAGGAUUGCAUCUCCAAGCUGCAGGCCGUGGCCGUGCCGAGCGAUCCAUGGGGCAGCAUUGCCACACGCUCCACCCUGGCCACCACGCUCCUGAGCGCCGAUGAGCUGGACGACGACGAUGAUGACUUUGAGGAUGAUUACGAGGAGGAGGAGACCAUCAUACCCACCUACUGCCCCAUGCGCUACCAUCCGUUUGUGCCGCUGCCACAUCCACAUCCACACCAGCUGCCAGCGCAUCCCCAUCCCAUCCAGCAUCAGCAGCAGGCAGUAGUGCAACAGCAACAACAUCAGCAGGCUGUGGUGCAACAACAGCAGCAGAGGAGCAGCUAUGCCCCGGGAUAUGGCAGCCGGCAGCCCAACUACUACUCUGAGCCCUUCCCGCAACAGAAUUGCUCGCGGACCGGUGGCCCCCAGCACAUGACGCAGCCAACGCCCCAACAGGCGCAGCCACAGCCACAGCAGCAGCCACAGCAGCAGCAGGCGCGAGGGUUCGCCUCGCCCCAAUGGUCGGGAAUAUCAGCUCCCUCCUCGCCCGCGGGCCAGCAGCAGUUCUAUGAGAGCGGAAGUCCCAGCGGAGUGGCACCCUCGUACCCGCAACAGCAGCCGGCGGCGCCCCAGCAGACGAUCCGCUGUGCGGAGAAUGGGAAAUCCUACCUGGAUCUGGGAUGCAGCAGUGCGGCAGCCGCUGCAGCAGCCACCAGCCCCUCGUCGGCCGCCUCGCCCAGCAGUCCGCCUCCCUCCACGGCGCCAGUGCCCCCGUUUGCCGGUCUGCCCCUGCAUGGCCUGCCCCUCAAGCGGUGCUGCGAUGGACGCGCCAGCGGUUGGUGCAGCGCAAACAGGAGCUGCUACAAGGACACGCGCCUGAAGAUCCGCAAUCUGUCGAUGUUCAAGCUCUCCCGCUUCCGGCAGGUAUCGGAGCAAUCGCUCUACCGUUCGGUGCUCAUCUGCAACACCCUCAAGCGCAUCGAUAGGGAGAUUGAAGCGGAGGCCAAGGAGCUGCAUCAGGCGGCGCAGCAGCAUCAUCAGCAGGCGGCGGCAGCAGCAGCAGCCGCUGCAGCAGCGGCUGCCCAAGCGGCGCAAUAUCAUCCGGCGUAUCAGCAACAACAGCAACAGCAACAGCAACAAUCCCCGCCAGCGGCGCAACUGCAUCCGCACCCACAUCCCCAACAACAACAACAACAACAACAGCAACAGUUGGAGUAUGCCCCCGUGCUGAAUUGUGCGCGUUUGGCCAACAUGGAUCACUACCAGCAGAUCAAUUUCCAACCACAACAGCAACAGCAGCAGCAGCAGCAUGGUGGAUAUCACGAGAGAUUGGAGCCACAGCCAGCGGGGGCCUACAGGGGGGGAGUGGGAGGAGGAGGAGUCGUGGGAGUUGCAGGAUUCCAGGGGCAAGCCAACAACUGUGAUACGUCAGCGCCAACCCAAUCUGCAGCAGUAGCAACAACGAGCGGGAGUAGUCUGCAUCCCUACGAUCAUUAUCCCUUCCGGGAGUCGCAAUCUGGACGUGCCACACCGUUUCCCACCUGCCCCCCCACUACCUCCUCUGCAGCAGCAGCAUCCGCAGGAUCCGCAGGAUCAUCCGCAACAUCCGCUCCAACAACAACGGUAGCCACGAGUCCUGUGAGCAGCAGUUCCUCCGACUCCCCCUCUGCCACCAGCAAUAGCUCCAAUGCCGCCAGCAGCAGUUCCAGUCUUACCCUGCCACAAACUAACAGUACCACCAGCAAUGGGAGCACACCUCCCAGCACCAACAGCAAUAACAACAACAGUGGGACCCCCACAGUGACUACUGGCACCAGCGACACCAGCGACUCGGGCUAUGCGGAUGAUGACUCCACGCGUUCCAUCAACUGGAGUUCGGUGCUCAGCCUGAGCUCACAAUCCGCACUGGAUCCCCUAAAUAACAACGAUUUGUUUAACAUUCUCCCUGCGGCAGCCACGCCCACAGCGGUGCCUGUAUCUGUGGCAGGAGCAGCAUCCUCCAGCUCUAGUUCUACGCUGGCCUUUAGUGGGAGCUUUACAACUGUGCAGGCGGGCUCCAGCGGGGGUAGCAGCAGUGGCAGUGCCAGUGGUGCCACCAAUUCCGGCGGCAGCAGCUCCUCCACCACAGCGACCUUCACCACCUUGUCGACCAUCUCCUCGGCCACUCACUCGCUGACGUCGUCGUAUGUGAGCAGCAUCAGCUCGAAUGUGAGUGCGGGUGCCAAUACCUGGGAGUACGGAUUCUUGGACAUGGAAUUCGGCCUGGGGUCAGAGUUCACGGAGCUGGUCCCGAGCUGCAAGCUCUCUUCGGACGAGCUCUUCAAGAGCGGCCUCAGUGGGCCGGUGGCCAAUGCGCGGCUCCACCACGAGAACGAGCUGGAGCAGCCCGCCCACAUUAUGGUCGGGAGUUAGUAUCAGUUGUAGGCGACGUUUGGCGGCGCCCCCACCCCAUCCGGACAAAGACAGGUGGUGCAGGAGCGUGCUGGUCACGCUGCUCCCACCACCUACAGUUCCUGUGCCUGGUGGGGCGCCACUAGAAAUUCCAAGCAGUAUUGAAACGUGAAAUAGUGGAAGGGAUUGUGCGAUUAGGAGAGAUAGAGAGAGCGAGCGAGAUAGUAAUAUGCUCAGGUUGUGAAAGUGCAUGAAUAUACCCUUGAAGUACCCCUUAAAGCCGCCUGCCCCUCCCUUCCACACACACAAAAGCAGAGCAAUUUGUAAAUGAAAAUGAUUUAAAAAUAAGCAGAGAAAAGCCCCAGAUAGAUCGACAUGCAAGCAAAACUACUAGCAAAUUUUUGUAAGUGUAUAUAAAAAACAAAUGUUAGAAAACUAAGAGAUCGCGAUUAUAUAGAAUUUAGGCAUACAUAUAUGUACCAUUAGCUUUGUUAGUUGCAAUUGUUGUUGCCAGAAAGAGUUUUUCGAUUCCAAAAAAACAACCA